Oreochromis niloticus (Nile tilapia) is the source of this 2359-nucleotide messenger RNA. RefSeq names its product toll-like receptor 2. NCBI's taxonomy places the organism in Eukaryota, Metazoa, Chordata, Actinopteri, Cichliformes, Cichlidae. The transcript has 2 exons. Gene Ontology annotation, molecular function: triacyl lipopeptide binding; protein binding; signaling receptor activity. Gene Ontology annotation, biological process: toll-like receptor signaling pathway; inflammatory response. The record is from RefSeq and is a predicted model, not a curated record. Gene Ontology annotation, cellular component: plasma membrane; signaling receptor complex.
ACUCACCUGAUGAUGCAGUGAUGAAGGUGUUUAUUGAGACUCUGAAUCUCUAAGACUGCACUCAGGAGAAUAAGUCAUGAUGUUUUUCGUGUUUGUCCUGUUAGUAUCUCAGUGCUCGUCGCUCACCAGUCAACAGUGUCACCACUGUGAACAAACAUCCUGCGACUGCUCGAGCCAAAACCUUCGGGAAGUCCCUGCAGCCGCUUCAAAGCUCAUCACUGAGCUCGAUCUCUCUUUUAACGCACUGGAGACGAUAAUGAAAGAUGACUUUCUUUCAUAUGCCGCUUUGAGGGCUUUGUUCGUGAAUAACAACAGGAUCAAAACCAUCCAUGAAGACGCAUUUCACCCGCUGAUUCAUUUGGAGAAACUGGACUUGUCCUCAAACCAGUUGGAGACUUUGUCUUCUGGUUGGUUUCAGAACCUGACUUCUCUCCACUACUUGAAUCUUUUGGGAAACAAAUAUUCAACACUUGGUCAGGGAAACCUUUUCCUGCCACUGAAGAGCUUGAAGACCCUCCAUUUUGGAGGACCUUUCCUUCAGUCUGUCAGUAAAAGGGAUUUUUCUGACCUUUCUGGUCUUGAGGAACUUGCUUUUGAAGGAAAUCAUCUGCAAGUGUAUGAAAACGAAAGUCUGAGACAAAUUGGACCCAUUAGCCAUGUAACACUUGGUCUCAAUGGAGUAUUUCAGAGAGAUUUAGCAGUAGUACUAGCUAUAUUGUUAGACGUUGUUCAUCCAAACACAACAGUGACAUUCACAGACAUACAGUUUAACAAAAGUUUGCAAAUGUCCCCAGUUCAUGUGGUCAUCAAGCGUGGUGCUACAGGUCUUAGUUUUAAAAAUGUGAACAUGUCUGUGUCAGCUUGUGUACAACUUAUGAAUAUUUCUUUGGGCUCUGAUCUGACUUUUUUUGCUGUUGAAGAUUCACAAUUCUUUGAAGAUGAAGAAAAAGUCUUUCGUGUUGACAUAAACCUGAAAGGCUUGGAUGUCAUCGUCUUCAAAAACAUUGAUAUUGUUUGGUUCUACCAUUUUCCUGAAUUCAGUUUUAUGCAAAAUAUACUGACUGUAGUAAGAAAGGCAUCUGUGAUAAACUCCAAGUUGUUUGCCAUUCCUUGCCGAUCCAUUAUUCAUUUCUCAGAUUUGGAGUUUUUGGACAUCAGUGACAACAUAAUCUCAGAUUUUACACUUAUGGAAAUGAUGUGUUAUGGCAUGGGUGUCCUUCUAAAUCUCCACACACUCAACAUCAGCAGAAAUAUUUUGUCUUCAAUCAACAGUAAACUCUUCACUAAACUAGAAAAGCUGGAAAACCUCGACAUGAGUGGAAACUCAUUUGGCAGCAUGCCUUCGACAUGUUCCUGGCCAGCAAGUCUCAAGUUCUUAAACCUUUCGUCAACUUCUCUUCCUGAGGUGACAUCCUGCCUACCACAGAGCCUACAGAUCCUUGAUUUAUCCAGAAAUAAACUGACUGUCUUUAACAUUGAAUUGCCGCUUCUCAAAGAGCUGUACAUCUCUGGCAACAAGCUUGGAAAUCUUCCUGAUGGGCAUUUAUACCUCAGCCUCACAGUUCUCUCCAUUCAAGACAACAACUUGGCCAAAUUCAACAGUAAAAACCUGCAUGAUUACCAGAGCCUGAGGGUUCUGGAAGCUGCUGGCAACCCUUAUGUCUGUUCAUGUGACUUUGUAGGUUUCGUGACAAAUGACUUGAUGAACCACGAAACUGUAGUUAGACAUGACUUAAAGUCUUACAUCUGUGACUCUCCCGAUGCAGUGAGGGGGGAGAGAGUAUCAGACGUGAAGCCGUCAGUGUUUGAGUGCCACACAGCUUUAGCGAUUUCUUUGCUCUACUUAGGCAUCCUGGUGCUGUGCGUGCUCAUUGCAGGUCUGUGUUAUAAGUUCAGCAUUGUGGGGUAAACAAAGGUGACCUGGGUGGAGACAAAAAGCUCGACUCCCAGCAGUCGAGCUGUCAGAACUGCUGUUCUGACAGAACUUUGUCAAAAUCAGGCUGCGGAAAGUGAUGAACUCUAGGACGUACCUGGAGUUGCCUCACGAUGAAGAUCAGAUUCCAGCGUUCUGGCAAAGUCUGAGAACAGCGAUUAAAACAUCUGAAAUUGAUAAUAAAGACAAUCUAUAAAAGGGUUUAUACUUAAAAUUUUGAUUGUACACACACAUAUUUACCUUCUCUAAGGGCUACAAUGUCAGUGACUUUACGCUACGAAUGUAUUUUAAGACUAUUAUAUUUUAUUAUGAUAUUUUAAGAGUAUUAUCAAAGACAGCAUGACCUAUUUUGAAUUCAAUUUCGUCAAUCUUUUUAAAAACUCAAUUUUCUUAAGUAUUCCUUUCAUUUGACAGUAAAAACAAAGU